CAAGCAAGAGUGUGUGAAAUAAAAAGGGGGCUUCGCAGUGGACUUCUCGUGACUCGUUCUCAUGAUUUAAUAUUAUUGUACGCAGCACCCAGUUCUCAAUGUUUUUUUAUUCUUCUCUCAAUGUUAUAAUUUAUUUUAAUGUCGGCAUCGGUAGAAUGGAAUUUUUAGUUCUUCCCUAAUCUCUGCUGGAUGUCCUAGACAAGGCUUUUCCUCUUCAUUCCCAUAUCAAACUUUCAAGCAAUUUUAUUCCCCUGCAGAGACAUAGAGAAAUGAGCAAAAUUACGUUUUAAUUUCUUUGUGGAAGUGCAAAUUAACAAUAUUCUCUAGCUCUAUGUAGAAUUUCCACAAAUAAAUUCUUAACCCGAAAAAUAUUAACAGAAUAGCGAAAUAAUCUUAUAGUUGGAAAGCAUUCAAAGAGGCAGCAUUACUCACCUAAUCUUGGCUCUCUAUAUGAGCUCAACGAUAUGGUGGAAGUUCUUUCUUCUCGAUCAUCGGCAGUUCAGUCGGGAGUUCAGUUCAGUGUCUUUCCUCCUCGCAUUUUGAUUUUCUCCGUGGAGAGGUGUGAGGUCAAAUUUUCCAACAAAGACCAACUCUCACGUGGAAAGAGGAGGGAUUGUUUUGCGAUAAGCACCUAAAAAUUUGUGAGCAAUUUGCCAAAGUGUUGCGCUGUGAGAUAUUUUUUUCUCCAUAAACGGUGUGUUAUUACAUCAUCAAAUGAAGUUUCUUACGGAUACCCGGAAGAAAUAGCUGCAUAGCUGCUACAGGAUAUUUUGGGGCUAUAGCCCCCCCCCCCCACGGUGGAAUUGAAGAGAGUCUGAGAAGGAAUUGAAGUAUAUAUAAUAAGAAAUAAGUAGUAAAAUAGAGAAAAAUGAAGGGGAAGACAUUUGGUGAGGAUGGAGCUGAGAAUUCACCUGAUUGCCUUGAUUUGAGCAUCCUUAGGAAACCAAUUUCUACCUCAAUAACAGGAUUUAAUGAAGCACGAAAGGCCUAUGAGAAUGGCACAGAUGAGAUGCGCCAAUUGCUGGCCAAUGAAUGUGACAUUGUGUACGAAUGCAAGGUAUGUCGCAACAUCUUCAGGAGCCUGGCGAAUUUCAUCUCGCACAAGCGUGUGUAUUGCCGUCACAAGUUUAAUGCAUCUCAACACUUCCAUUUUCCCAGUAAUGGUUUCAUUGAUCAGGACAUAUCAACAAUAAUUCAGGCUGAACAAGAGUAUACGAAUUAUAGUGUGAAGGAUAAGCCACCGGAGCAGGUGAGCAAGGAUCUGAGUAGUAUCAUUGAGCGACUCACAGCAAGGAGGAAUGUGGAUAGAGUGAUGAAACUCACUGAUUUCUACGAUCGCGUCAAUCACAAAUUGACCCAAAAUGAAGUUCUGCAGAAGAAUCACGUCCUCCAGCUGGAUGCUACAUCCACGAGUAGUGUAGCUGUCUACCAAACCCUCAAGCAAACUGAUACAGAUAGCAUAAGGACCGAAGUGGAGGAAGUAAGGAGCCUCCUGAUGGACAACAAGACAGUCUUGGGACCAGAUGGAAAGGCUAUCCGAAUGGAUGAAUUGGCACGAAUGCCACCAGUCUGUAGCGUUGAGGAUUUGGAUGGUGCCAUGCAGCAACCGGAGCAAACGAUCUCAUGCGAUAUUUGCCACGUGAAGUUUGCCACGGAGAAGACGCUGAAGCUGCAUUUGGAGGCGAAGCACAUCAAUUCAACUUACGUAUACCCAUGCCCAGCUUGCCCGCAGACAUUCCUUGUGCCUGCUGCCGUCAUUCGGCAUCUCAGUAAUGAUCACAAGAAAUCCUUGAAGCGCAUUCGCCUCAUGCGAGACACAAUCUACAAGAAACGCGUUAGGAUGGACGAAGUACACGUAAAGGGACCUAGCAGGGAAUUGGUGCGCCUUCAGACAGACCAAGAGCGUCAGGAGGCAGAUAAUAAGGCAUGGCUGGAGAAUGUUGAGAAUUACGACGUAAGCCAAUCAAUGUGUACUUACUGCGGGAAGACAUUUGAGCGCCGUGCUGUGCUGACAACGCAUCUGCUCAGUUGUCGGCAGAAGCAGCGAUCAGCCACAGUGACAUCGGGCAUGAUGAAGAAAUUGGAGAAGGCGGACAAGGGUGAGAAGGCUGAUAAGGCUGACAAGGCUGAGAAGAUUGAGAAGAUUGAUAAAGUGGAGAAGCCAAAGAAGAGUGUUGUGGAGGCAAUGAAGGAGAUGAGUCUUGGGCAGCAGGAUGAUAAUUCCAAUUCCUUCGACAGCUGCAUUACAAAUGUGUCAGGAAAUAAGGAGAUUAUCCAGUCAAAUCUGCACAAGAAGCUCAAUGUGAGCAUCGAUGGUGAGGCUGUGGAUUCGGAUAAUUCAAAUGAGAAGAGUGAAAGUGUUGUUGCCCCAGCGCCUGUUGCUGUGCCGACUAAGCGGAAACGGAAGAAGACUGCAAAGGUGGUUGAGGAGAAGGUGGAUCCUCCAAUUGCUCAGGAUGAGGUGUACUGGAGCAUGGAUGAAGGUGGGGAGUUGAGUGUAAAGAAACCACGUGAAUGUCUGCCCCCACCACCACCACCAGCUGCAGCCACAUCGCCCAAUUCCAAGGAUAAAAAGCCCGAGGGAGCGGAAAAGCUGCCCGAGUGUGAUAUUUGCAACAAGACCUUCGUCACCAAGAGCAACUUAAAGCGACACAAUGUCAUGUUUCAUUACUUCAAGAAUCGAUUUCUGUGCACUCUCUGUGAUUUUGGGGCAAAUAAGAAAUUGGAAUUGUUCACCCAUUUGGGGGUAGCACACAGCGUCAUGGGGGAUAAGCAUGUGGUGAAGGAAUUUAUAAAACUGGCCAAGGAGAAUAGAGAUCUGCCCCGAAUGGAGUUAGAUGAAGAAUCCCCCAAGAGACAGAGUACCCCAACAAUUAUCUCCAAAUCCCUCCCAACGAGUCUCUGUCCAUCGCCGCAGACGGUGGAAGAGCCCGUGGAGGAGUCUUCAAAUUCAUCAUCAAUCCCCGAAGCAGGUCCGAAGAAACGAGGACGUCCCAAGGGGAGUAAGAAAUUGAAGAGUCCUCCGAAUAAUGAUGUCACCACCACACAGCGGAAGCAUUCAAAAGAUGAAGAAAAAUCAUCGAAGGAUGAGAAAAAGAAACAUGCUAGUGAGAAUGUUUCAAAGCGCCCCAUCCGGAAUCGCAUAAAGCCCGUCAAUAAGGAUUUUGUGUAUGAUUUGUCGCAUCUCCUGAAGAAGGAUUCUGAAAUCUUUCGGACUCUGUACAUGGAUCAAACUCCGCAGGGAAAGAAGAGAAAUAGAUCAUCCCAGAGUACCAAUAACGUCAGCACACCACCAGAAGUGGAGAAGCCCAAACCCCCUCCAACGACUCCAUCUGUAUCCCAGAAUACAACUCCCGUUAAGGAGGAAAUUCUGCCAGCAGUGGUAGAUGAGAAUUAUAAGAUUGAGAAUAUUAGGGGGGCGGCAUUUACAAUGGCAAAGGCAGAGGUGGCACGACAUGCAGCCACAUUCUCAAAAGUGCCCCCAGCUGUUGAACGCCCUGCAAUUCCGGGAGUUUUCCAGGCACGCUCUCCGGAGGAGGAGGUGCCACAGAAGAACUUUUCUUGGGGCGAAAAAUCCCUCCACGGUGUGUUUAAGAAGGCGGAAAAGGGACACAAGAGGCAGCUUAAGCAGCCACGUAGAAUUUCCGUUGAUGUGAUAAGGAGUGCCCAGAAGCAACGACGUCGCAAGCACAGUACCCCCGUGCUAUCUGUUAGAUCUCCAGACUACAGAAGUGACGACACAAAGUCCACAAAUCGUGCAGAGGAGCAGCCGAACAAGAAGGAGGACUUUGGGGGUGGUGGUGAAAAUGUACCCAAGAGACACACUGAGAAAGACUUUCAGGAAUUCCUGCUGGCCAACCUCAAGGAUUGCUCAUCAACGGAUGAUUCACUCUUUGGGGCGACGCAGAAUAUUUCGCUGAGUUUCACAAAUUCCAACGGUAAGAGGAUCACACUGCUUGAACGUCUGGCCGAGAAUAAGAGCAGAAAGCCCGAUUCUGUGCAUAGGCUUUCAAAUCCCUUUGAGGAUGAUAGUAGCGAUGAGUACUGAAUUCAUACAUUAUUAUUAUUAUAUAUUAAAAAAAAAUACUUCUUAAUAAGUAGUUUACGAACUUUAAAUCUUGUUGAAAUGUAUAAAAUAUAUACACAAUACAAUACUA
Molecule: messenger RNA, 4157 nt
Organism: Lutzomyia longipalpis
Lineage: Eukaryota; Metazoa; Arthropoda; Insecta; Diptera; Psychodidae
Exons: 5
Coding region: 869-4048 (1059 amino acids)
Source: RefSeq, a predicted model, not a curated record